Molecule: messenger RNA, 4909 nt
Organism: Brassica rapa (field mustard)
Lineage: Eukaryota; Viridiplantae; Streptophyta; Magnoliopsida; Brassicales; Brassicaceae
Product: heavy metal-associated isoprenylated plant protein 13
Molecular function (GO): metal ion binding
Source: RefSeq, a predicted model, not a curated record
GAGAGACAACGGCUCCAGAUCUUGUCAAUAAGAACCGAUGCGAGUUUGUGUUGUAGAAGAGGAAGAUCGCAGCAGUGAAGAGGAUCCGGCGGUUCUAGUCGGAGAAGAAGGGUUGGCUACAGCUGCGUCGAUGUGAGAUUCCAUAAUUGAUUUUUUCUCUUUACUUGGAAUAAAAGUUAAACUUAUUGUUUGGUUAAACAAAGGGUAGAAGAGACAAAUCACAUGAAGAAAGUGUGUCAAAAGCAAGAUGUGUCUCUAGAUAUAAUUGUAAAGUGAUAAUGUGUCUCUAGAUGUAAAUUUCUCAUAAAUCAAAUAAUAGAUGAAUAGGCUAACAUAUUAUUAAACGAAAAUAAAUCCUAUCUAUGAUUAUACCCAAUAUAUUCCAAUUUGGGGUCCUUACAUAGGGUCUCCAACAAACAUUUUAUUCACCAAAGAAAAGAGAAAUUUCCUAAAAUAUUACUAAAAUAAUUUUUAUCAUAAAUAUAACACACAUGUCAAAAUAAAUUUCAUUAAAAAGGUAAAUAUAUUUAUAUCCAUAAGUUUAACUAAUCUAGACUUAGAAUUUAAAUUUGAGAGAUGGGUGGAAUUUAUAGUUUUAAAAGAAAAUUAAUAUUUUAAAUUUAAAAGUAUAAAAAAAUUGGAUUUCAGAAUAAAAUUUCAAGUUGAAAAAAAAUCAGAAACUUCGGUUUGAAAAUGUUUUUUUUCAAAAAAUAAUAUUUUCAAAUUAUUUAUUAUUUAUUUAUAUUUAUAAAUCUAAAGUUAGAGUAGAAGGAUCUUUUACCUUUUUUAAUGAAACUUCUUUUUGUCAUUUUCUAUGUGUUUUCUUAUUAAACAAAAUAUUUUAGGAUCUUUUGAAAAAAAUUCCCAAAAGGGAAUUCAUAAAUUAUUACGCUUUAAAAAAAAUUAGUUUUUUAAUCACUUGAAAAAUAACAGACUGUUCUAGUAACACAAAACAGAAAUUGAAUUGGUUGAGUUUUUUUUUAACAGAAUUAGUUGAGUUGUAUUUUCUUAUGAUUAAAAAGCGAACUAAGGACAAACAUGCAUCCAACAGCAGUAAAACUUAUUAUAAAUUGUAAAUUAUAAGAGAGAACCGUUGUGAAUUUAAUUUCAGUUUUGGUUUUGAAGUGAUAUCUAUACAACAUUUCCAAGAAGAGAAUCUAGAGAACUUGCUUGAGAAGUUCUUACCGUGACCGAAGUGUCAAGAAGGUCAGAAACUAACGUUUUACCGGUCGUACACGCUACGUUAUGAGUAGUGACACUUCGUCGCUUAUUUCCUUUGAUUUCGUCGUUAUCUUGAAUCAUUGAUUUUAAUUUUCAAACAGUUCCUGAAAUUUUAAUAGAUAUUGACUCAUUUUCUCUUUUUGGGGCCGUUCGCUAUGGUUUUGCUAUUUAAAACUAGAUAAAAUUUUCGGGGGACACAUAUAUUAAGUUCCUCGUAAAUUCCUAUGAAAUUUUUGUAUAUAUAUGUAUCUUGUAGGACUUACAAUAGUCAGAUAUCAUCUCUUCUCAUUUAUUCUCUCUUCAAAAGUUAUAUCAGAAAUUUCUAAAGCUUCUCUAUAUUUUUCUUGAGCCAUGACCGCGCAGAAAUCUGUGUUACAAUUGAGUGUUCAUGAAGAAAGAAUUAGGAAGAAAGCGUGGGUGGCCGUUUCUAGGUUUUCAGGGGUUACUUCGAUAGAAAUGGAUGACAAAACCGGGAGAAUGACGGUAGUUGGUGAAGUUGAUGUACCGAGAAUCGUGAAGAAGCUAAGGAAGAUAUGUACUGCAGAGCUUGUUACAGUUGAAGUUGUUAAACCGCCUGAGAAAAAGCCUGAACCGAAGAAAUCGGAAGAUUUUGUUGCCUAUCCAUUUUCGAUUAACUACCCGUACCCAUACCAUUCGUACCAUCAACCAUACUGUUAUUGUAAUUGUGGUGGAGGAACCAAAUAAUACGUGCAGUUAUGUAAUUUUCCUAGAUUUCUUUCAGAUAACAUCAUAUAUAUUAGCAAUGUAACAACUUUUUGAUGAAAUCAUAUUUUUUGAGUUAAUGUAAUAUACAUUUCUCGUAUCAGUUUAUUUUGAAGAGAAAAACACAAUUUUGUAUGGUAAUUUUUUGGAGUUAAUGUAAUAUACAUUUCUCGUAUGAGUUUAUUUUGAAGAGAAAAACACAAUUGGUGGAUGGUAAGAUUUAUGCUGUAUAUGCUUUGUUAACUUUAUACUUUUAAUCAUCUACAAUUUCUGAGUUUCUAACUAGAGCUACCUUUUUGAUCGUUCUAUAAAAAUUAUGUUGGUUGUUCUAUUUUGGUUAAUUUUCCAAACUAUCUCAAGUACGAAUAAUAGAAUAUCCGAAAAAAAAAUCAAGUGAUCAUGUUUCGCGAAGUUUCAUUCACGUAGACUUUUCUCUAAUGCUAAAUAAUCUUUACUUUUAAUCUUCUUCAUCACAAAAGUACUAUAUAUUACUAAAUCAAUAUGUUGCGAGAAUUUGGUUGAAUCCGUUCAUAUUUGGAUUAUGCAAAUUCCAUGUAAUGUAUAUAUAUAUAUAUAUAUAUAUAUACAUUUGACCCCAAAAAAUACAUUAUGUUGGUUUUCAAAUUGUUUUUUAUAAUAACCAAAUUGUAGGUCUUAAGCCAAUAAUAUUUAAUCUUCAAAAAAGUAUGAUUUAGAAAUGCAUUAUGUAUCAAAAGCUAGAGGUUCUUCUCAACAAAAAAAUGUAUCAAAAGAGGUUUGAGUUUGGGAUACAAAAGAAUCAAACAUUUUACAUUAUCAUUAGGCCAUGUUGGGUUUUACGUAGUCUAUUCGAUUGUAGAGGAAACGUAAACAUGUGUGAACUAUGCGAAUGAGAUAAUUUAGCAAUGAAGAAAUCGAGAAAGAGUCAAGGUCGAAAGUCUUCUUUCACAACUAAAAAAAAAUUACUAAAAGAAAAUGCAAAAGUCUACAUUGACUGGGGGCUCCCACAUGUCGAGUAAGGCUUACGAUGAUAUUUCGUAUCUUGACUCAGAGAUGAUGAAUAUUAGUCUUAAGAAAAUUUGUAAAAUUACCCUAAAAAACAAUUUCCCCUUUUCUGAAAAUUACACCAUUUAAACUUGUUAAAAAAGCUCUCAUGACCGGCUAUCUUUAUUAAUGAUUAAUAAUAACUUUAAACACACGUAUAUUAACUUUUCAGAAAAAAAAACUUUUCAACGUAUAAAACUAUAUGAAAUUCCUUUUCAUAACUAUUUGUAUAACACAUUAAAAUAUAUGAAUGCACUUGAUCUGUAGCAGCUCAGGCACCUAUUGAUUUUGCACCUUCUAACAUCUCGGGCUGAUAAUUCUCCUCACGCUUUGUCAUUCAAUUUGUGCUCUCUAUAAAUCUCAAACUAAGCACAACUUUGUGAUAAAGAUCAACUCUUGAAAUGAUGAGUCCUGCGUAACUUGUGGUGUAAACUCUUGGAGAAACAUGUUACCAUCUUAUAAUUUCGGUGGCAUUUUUAUUAAUAACCACGACACUCUCAACUUGAACUACUCAUGUUUGUCUUACCUUGCAAGUAGUGGAGAGUGAAUGUUUAACUCUUUUUUUUUUAUCCAUUAGAAUUUAUUUACCAACAAGGGAGGAUACAAAGUGAGAUGCUUCUGAUUGCUUCUGAAGAAUACAUAACCAGCAAGAAGCAAGUGAGAUGCUUCUGAUUGCUUCUGAUUGCCGCUAAGUUUUUUUUCAAAAAACCAAGAGAGAGAGAGAAAAUAUUCUCUCUAGAGUCUCUCCCUUCCCAAAUCGUUUUAACCUAGCGCCGCCAACAUCACAAUCCUGUUAUAGUGCAGAAGAUCGACGGCAAGUUUGCUGUUCCGUUCUUCUUCGCCACCCCUCCUUCUUUUUCUUUCUUCCUUUUGCCUCUGUCCUCCAUCCUUCUCCUCUCCAUCUAUACCGACAUGCUUUUCUCCUCUGGUUUCUCUGGUUCACCGGUGAUUUGCGACGGCAAUGACGGGCGUCCGUCAAGCCGCUGGAGGAGAAGCGAGGUGUAGCAAGCUGAAGCGAUUGGUGGUGCCAGUCGGAGAUCUCUCGCAACAAAGUGUCCUUUCUUAGAUCUGGGUCAGAUCUAGGGGCGUACGGUUCGUCUGGAAUGGAGAGCGUCGCUGCCUCGCCUGGAGCCUUCCUUACCGUUCUCCAGACCCUUUGUCGUUGGUUUGCUAUCCACUGGUUUGUGUGGGUUCCUCUUUUCUGUCUCCUGCAGGUACACGAUGUAGAGGCCAUCGUGGAGGUUUACUCUGUUGCUAGAUUUGUCUCUUUGCACAGCAGUGCAUUUAGUGCUUUUGGUUCCGGUGAGCUCCUCCUCUUCGCAGAUCGGCAAGGGAUCUUGGGCUGUCUGGAGUCUCUCACCUUCGUCGUAGCUCUCGCCUGUUUUGAGAGCUCUGCCUCUCCUUGUCCUCAAAUCAUUUGAUUGUUUAUGGCUGCCCAAAGAUGUUAGCUGGCUUUCUUUGAGUCUCGUCGAGCCUUCCGACUUGGUAUGUGGCCGGUUUCUGUCCCUACCGCCUGCUUCCACACCGUGAAGGUCAUGAGUCUUGUAAGGCUUGCUGUUGUUGAUAGUCCUGGAGUUGGUAGCGUUGUAUGUGCUGAUGCAGAGCUUGGUCACCUCUUCCGGCUAAUGCGAUUGCAGCCUCCCUGCCCAAGGGGAACUCUGAUUAUCAGACUUCUUUGAUGCCUAUUGAUUCCUUUUGCAGGUUCCAGCUUAAGGUGGGCUCAGUCAUUUUCUCUUCAAGUGUCUAGUGCAAAGUAACACAUCUUUAAUUUUAGCAUUAAUCUAGUUCACUAGAUUAAUCCUAUUAAGUUCUACAAGCUUUUUUAACUUUUUUUGCAGCUUGUACAACCAAAUUAGCUUCUUGAAGCUCUUUGUAUUGCAAGUCUCACCACUUGUAAUCACUUUCAUUACUAGUUAAUGAUAUUAACAUUCUUAGCAAAAAA